Molecule: messenger RNA, 411 nt
Organism: Helobdella robusta
Lineage: Eukaryota; Metazoa; Annelida; Clitellata; Rhynchobdellida; Glossiphoniidae
Exons: 4
Coding region: 1-411 (136 amino acids)
Source: RefSeq, a predicted model, not a curated record
AUGGCUCUCUAUCCAGAUAACUCACACUUCCUUACUUAUAAUCUUCGUGGAAAUAAAACAUUUGAUAGCAGCGAUAAGACCUAUUCAAAAAUCAUCUUCAGUGCAGUCGGUCUAGGUUUAGGAUCCGUGGCUAAGCUGGCAUCUUUUGUAUUUUUGGCUUCAGCCGCUGCCACGGUAUCCAUACAAGAGAUGCUGUUGCCAACUGAUGAAGCAUAUGUUGAUAACCAGUUUGCUCUCAACCAUUUAGAGUUUGGCUUCGAAUGGUUGAGAAAGAUUCCAAACACCGCCUAUGGUACCAGAAUGGAUGAUACUGGCGUUCGUGCUAGUUUAGGAUUGAGAUUUGGGUUGUCUGUGAUUACGGGAUAUGAUUGCAAGUGUGGUUCAAAAGCAAAAACUGCUGGGUUGCCUUAG